AAAUUCCCUCAACUACUUAAAACUUAAUAUAAAUAGCAACUCCGAUCUCAUUCAAUUCGCCGCAGUUAAAAUGACAAAAUUUGAUAUAGUGAUAGCCGUUAUAUAUGUAGCUCCUCACAUUGACAAGAACGAAUUCGAGACCAGCAUGCAUGCCAUUUUCCUACAACUCAAUAGAUAUACACGAAUAAUUAUAGGUGGUGAUGUAAACUGUCAUCACCCAGCUUGGGGUGACGAUACGACUGACCCAAAAGGUUCGAUCCUCGUAACUGCUAUAAACUGCUCAAACCUCAUACUAAUCAACACGGGUGAAAAAACGUAUGUUCCCUUAGAGUUAGGAAGAAGGUCGACUGCCAUAGACAUUUCCUUAUGCUCUUCCAACUUGUUCCAAGUAGUCAAUUGGAAAGUUCUACCUCAAUCCAUCGGCUGUAGUCAACAUUUGUUGAUAGAGAUGGACAUAACAAGUGAAAAGACAAAUGACACUCGAACUUACACGAACUAUCAACAAAUUUUUAAAGACAUUUCAGCCUUAACUGGUGAGGAAAUUUCAGGGUUAGACGUUCUGAAAUCCAAAAUCCAAAGAAGCGUUAGGAAUAACAGGAAAAAAAGUAAACACAUCCCAAAAAUUUGGUGGGAUCAGCAAGUAGAGGAGGCAUGGCAAAACAAAGCAACAUCUCUUAAAAAGUUUAAUUCUCAAAGCACCAUAGAAAAUGCCAUUGAGGUCAGAAAAAACAGAGCAAUCUUUAUUCGUACCAAAAAAGAAUCAAUGAAAAGGAGUAUUAAAGAGUUCGCUGCCAGUAUAGAUCCUCAAAUAAGUUCUAAGGCACUUUGGGAUAAAAUAAAUAGGAUAGCAGGAAACAACAAAAAGCAAAAGACCAACAACCCUAUACAGGAAGAUGUUGACAUGGCAGAAAAGUUCAUGGACUUACAUUUCGGCAACAACGAUAUUGAUUUUGAUAUCCCAUUGUCGUAUGGAAGAACGUGUGAAUAUAAUAUCCUUAAUGCAGAGCUGUGGAAUAGUAUUCUAUGCCGAAAGAAAAACAGGUCAGCCCCAUCUAAUGACCAAAUAACAUAUGGCAACCUGUCGUAUCAACUGAAAGAAAUAAAGGUUAUCGCUAUACCGAAACAUGGAAAGGAUCAGUCAAGUAUCGAAGGUAAACGACCAAUUUCACUGGUUCCAACACUAACAAAAAUUUUAAACAGUGCGGUUCUGGAAAAGAUCCAAACCCACAUAAACAUCAACAACAUCCUUCCUGAAAAAUCUUUCGGAUUCAGGAAAAACGUUUCAACGACAACAUGCAUUAAUUUCCUCACAAAUAUCGUCAAGGAUAGCAAAAGGAAAAAACUCAUUACAUCUAUUAUUUUCAUUGAUUUAAUGAAUGCAUUCAAUGCUGUCAAAACAGAACUUUUGGAAGAUAUUAUGACAAACCAACGAUUUCCUCCAGAAAUUGUAGUGUGGGUUGGAUACUUCCUGAGAAACAGGAAGCUAUCCAUGCAAGUCGGGCAAAGCUGUGUGACACGAACAAUCAGUAAUGGAUUACCUCAGGGAGACGUACUUUCACCCACAUUAUUUAAUUUAUACACUUCUGACUUACACCUUACUCAGAAUGAAGACGCAGAUAUUCUGCAAUUUGCUGAUGACUUUGCCCUGGUUGUUAGAGGAAAAUCUCUUGAAACAGUAGAACAGAGGACUCAAGAAUUACUGAACAAUUUUGUUUCCAGAGCUAGAAGGUUGAACUUUCAAAUUAACCCUGCAAAGACUAAAGCGUUACUUCUCCUCAGGGGAAAACGCAAACUCAAUAUCCGAAUACAUAACGUACCUGUGGAAACGGUCGCGAGCCACAAAUAUCUGGGUAUCCAUAUAGACCGAUCCUUCGGAUUUGGGAUUCACGCUAAACAAACUGCAAAACAAAUUCAGGAACGGCUGAGAAUGAUGAAAGUUAUUUGUGGAACACGUGAAGGAAGCCAUCCUCAAACUAUGUCAUUAGUUUUCAACGCACUAUUACGUAGUAAAGCUGAGUAUGGAUCCUCAAUAAUCGGGAACACAUGCAAAACUAAUAAAGAAAAAAUACAGGUCAUCCUAAACGAUGCUAUGCGUAAAGCCACGGGUUGCAGCAGAACUACCCCUCGAAAUACGCUUCUAGCUAUAGCUGGUCAAGAACCUUGGGAAGUAAGAAAUAAAUUUGUUACAUGUAAGGAAACUGCUAGAACUGUAUACUAUAGAACUCCAGUUUACAACCAACUACAAAAAGUGUCAGACUUUAGAGGAGAUACGAAGAAGCUAAGUUUUAUGGAAAAAAUAUUCGUGGAAUAUCAAGAAACGUUUAUGCGCAUAAGUCCUAUGGUACAAUCCAAGAAAAUCGAAGUGAACAUCUCUACAAAUAUUGGCAUUAACUGUUCCAAGAACAAUGUCAAUCCAAGAGUGUUGAAACAAAAAGUGCUGGGUAUCCUUAACAGUCGAUACAACCACUGCCAUCGAAUCUACACGGAUGCAUCGAAAUUAGGUGAUAGAUGCGGUAUUGGAGUCUACAUAGAAUCUAGAAAAAGAAAAAUUAUAUUGGCGCUCGACCGAGAAACAAGUAUUAUGACAGCUGAACUUCUAGCAAUUAACACCGCAACAGAAGAAAUUAGAAAGGAAAGGUUCGAAAACUCAGUAAUUUUGACGGACUCGCUGUCAUCUUGCACAUUACUUGGAAACUAUCUUGACCAAAUUAAUCGAUGUAAAAUCGUUGACGCAAUUCUAAAGUCCUGUGAAGAAUUGAACAUACAAAUUCAGUGGAUCCCUAGUCAUAUCGAUCUUUCAGGGAACGAUAUUGCAGAUGAGUUGGCCAAAGAAGGAACCGGAACUAACGAUAUCGAAUCGAUACGAAACCCAAUUUUGCUCAAGGACGCUUACCUCUAUUUUGAAAAACAUAAACAAAAUCAAGCAAACAAUUGGUAUACAAUGUACUCACAAGAACUCUCGAAAGGUCUUAAAUUUUUCAAUAUUCAACCACAAUUCUCUGCAAAACCAUGGUAUCACAAAAUGGAUCUAACAAACACCGAAACCAGAACCCUCAAUCGCCUUAUGGCUGGGCACGACUACAGCAAAUACUGGCUAAAUAAGAUGCGGAUAGUAGAUAACCCUAAUUGCGAAAAUUGCAACCAACCAGAAACGGCAGAACACCUUAUCUUAAAUUGUCACAUGUACAAAGAUCUCCGAACGAAAUUCAGCUUCGAUGGUAAAUUUACCAAUAUUGCUGAACUAUUGAAGACAAAAGAUACAUUACUUCUAAAAGAAGUAGUAGAAUUUUUAAAAAAUGCUAAAAUGAACAUCUAAACUGUAACUUAGAUUACCAAAAAGAAACUCUAGUAAAAUAAUCCUUACGAUCACGUAACAAAAAAUAAACACAUACAAGAAUACCGCUGGAUAUAUGGUCACAGUCACCGAUCCAAAUGUGGUCGCACCCGCUACCACAACCAAACAAGAAGAAGAAGAAGAAGAUUUUUUUGUCGCCAGAGCGAAUUUUGUAUCUUCGGGCCCGAGGAA
Molecule: messenger RNA, 3526 nt
Organism: Uranotaenia lowii
Lineage: Eukaryota; Metazoa; Arthropoda; Insecta; Diptera; Culicidae
Exons: 2
Coding region: 71-3316 (1081 amino acids)
Molecular function (GO): nucleic acid binding; RNA-DNA hybrid ribonuclease activity
Source: RefSeq, a predicted model, not a curated record